GAAGUGCUGACACCACCAAGCUGGGUACGUGAGUGAGGCGCUGGCACAUGUGGGCUGGACUUCAUAAAAGGGAGACCGAGGUAGGCGCCAGGUCACCUUGUUGCUGUCCCGCCAGGAUGAAGGUCAUUGCUGUCUUUGCACUUUGGGCCACUCUGCUGUGUCUGGCACACACCAACUCCUUAGACUCCUGUCAAGGUCGCUGUGGUUUUGGAACAGACAGCGGUUAUUCCUGUCAGUGCAACCCGUCCUGUGAGCGCUACAGGGACUGCUGCUCAGAUUACACUCAGCUAUGUGAAGCCACGUCUUGCAAAGGGCGAUGCAACGAGCAGUACAACCCUGCCAAUGAAUGCCACUGCAACUCCAAGUGCUCUCAGCACCGCAACUGCUGCAGCGACUACACUCACGUCUGUGACGGUGAUGGAGGCGGUAGCGGCGGUUCUGCCAUCACGGACGCUGAGAUCAAGUCUGUCUCAGAGGCGCUUUACGCUCUGGACUCCAACCGGGCUUCGGCCUCAGAGUUGCUGAUCGACCCCCAGGUUCUGAUCUCAGGGUCUCAGAGCGGCUCCCAGUCAGAUCUUUCCCCUCGGCCUUUUUUCCGCUACGUGGAUGAGGGGGCUUUGUUCUCCAGGCCCACCUACGCAGCUCUCCUGGCGCUGCUGGAUAACUACAACAGGAUGACCGGGCAGACAGAGAACAUCAGCCCACAGGAGAUGGCUGAGCAGGACGGCUUCCUCAGGGAGACCAUGUCCAACACGGAGCUGGGCCGAGAGCUCUUUGGGUUCUUCUACACCAAAGGUAUCUACCCAACCCAGGAAGACUUCCUGUACGACCUGAAGAUGAUGUGGUUCGGUCUUUACUCACGGAGCAACAACAAGAUGGACUCCAGUGGCUUUGAGCACAUUUUUGCAGGUGAGAUCAAGGCAGGGAAGGUGUCCGGCUUCCACAACUGGAUCCAGUUUUAUCUUCUGGAGAAAAGCGGGCUGUUGAAUUACUACAGCCACAGCUUCAACGGGCCUUGGACGAGAUACCCUGACGUGAUGGGCUUGCAGUUCACGUGGGACGGCUACUUCAAGCAGGUGGGCUCUGCAGUCAUUGGCUGCAGCCCUGAAUUUGACUUUGCCAUUUACAGCCUGUGUUACAUCACCCGGCCCGGGAAACAAUGUCGUCUGAGUCUGGGAGGAAAGGAGCUGAUCAUCCAAACGUACACCUGGAAUAACUCCUCCUACGGGAAUGGCAAGAAGUACAUCGGCACCGCUUAUCCCGCAACACCCAGGACCUGAAGCCACGCACCAGUCGACUCCGCUUUACCACAUAUGAUGGAGACAUACACAUGCAUUCACAUUCUACCUGCUAAUGCCUCAAUAAAGCAAUUCACACAUA
Molecule: messenger RNA, 1380 nt
Organism: Dunckerocampus dactyliophorus (ringed pipefish)
Lineage: Eukaryota; Metazoa; Chordata; Actinopteri; Syngnathiformes; Syngnathidae
Gene: endou
Product: endonuclease, polyU-specific
Exons: 9
Coding region: 48-1280 (410 amino acids)
Biological process (GO): immune response
Molecular function (GO): scavenger receptor activity; RNA endonuclease activity; polysaccharide binding
Source: RefSeq, a predicted model, not a curated record